Melitaea cinxia (Glanville fritillary) is the source of this 816-nucleotide messenger RNA. It is a transcript of the gene RpS5, whose product is annotated as 40S ribosomal protein S5. The record is from RefSeq and is a predicted model, not a curated record. Gene Ontology annotation, molecular function: mRNA binding; rRNA binding; structural constituent of ribosome. The transcript has 2 exons. Gene Ontology annotation, cellular component: ribosome; cytosolic small ribosomal subunit. The coding region runs from base 120 to 776 and encodes 218 amino acids. NCBI's taxonomy places the organism in Eukaryota, Metazoa, Arthropoda, Insecta, Lepidoptera, Nymphalidae. Gene Ontology annotation, biological process: translation; ribosomal small subunit assembly.
UAAUGGCAAUUCUUUAGAUACUGCCAACUCCGAGAACCUACGUAAAGCUUACUUCCUUUUUCUCGUGUUCUUUUGACAACACGAGGUUAUAUCUUGUGUAUUGUGACUAGGUUUUCACAAUGGCAGAGGAAAAUUGGAAUGAUGAUGCUGAAGCGGGCAGCAUGGCUGUUGAAAGCAUGCCAUUGCCACAACCCGCUGACAUUCCGGAGAUUAAAUUGUUCGGAAGAUGGAGUUGUUACGAUGUCCAGGUUUCAGAUAUGUCCCUGCAAGAUUACAUUUCAGUAAAGGAAAAAUACGCUAAGUACUUGCCUCACUCUGCAGGCAGAUACGCACACAAGCGAUUCCGUAAAGCUCAGUGCCCAAUUGUUGAACGUCUGACAAACUCCCUGAUGAUGCAUGGACGCAAUAAUGGUAAGAAGCUGAUGGCAGUGCGUAUCGUUAAGCACGCAUUUGAGAUCAUCCAUCUACUGACUGGGGAAAAUCCCCUCCAAGUUCUUGUGACGGCCAUUAUCAACUCUGGACCUCGUGAAGAUUCGACGAGAAUCGGUCGUGCCGGUACAGUACGUCGUCAAGCUGUGGACGUCUCUCCUCUGCGUCGUGUGAACCAGGCUAUCUGGUUGUUGUGCACUGGAGCACGGGAAGCAGCUUUCAGAAACAUCAAGACAAUUGCUGAGUGCGUCGCUGAUGAGCUUAUCAACGCUGCUAAGGGUUCAUCAAACUCUUACGCUAUCAAGAAGAAGGAUGAGUUAGAACGUGUUGCUAAAUCCAACCGUUAAGUGCUGUUGUGGUGAGGAUUUAAUAAAUAAUGUAAGAAUA